UUACCGGAAGUCGAUUGGGACACGUAUUCUUGGAAGUGUAAUCUGGACAGGGAUAUUAUUGCAUGAUUAGCCUAUCAUUAGAAUGGAAACCGAUACACAAAGGAAAUUUUCUUGACAUGUGGCUUUUGCUGUGUGGUAUACAGUUGGUGUGUUGUCGACUUAACGCUGGCACUCGCCGUUUGGGUUUUAAGCAUUGAUGAGCUCGAGUUACAGAUGGAUCAGCAGUUUUAAUUCAUUAUCUGCAUCUCAUAAUUACUGACAAUGGCAGAAGGCUCCACAGAACCUAUGAAGAGGUUUGUAGAGAGGAGGGAUGUUAUGGCAUGGUUGAAAGAGAAGUACAAUACCAGACCAGCCCGUGGAGGCCCUCAGGAUCACCAGUACAGAAUUUAUGGUGUUUAUGGGAAAAAAAGAGUAGGAAAGUCAUGCUUGAUGCGGAAAUUUUUACGACAGAUUCAGCAGGAUGUUUCAAGGAACCAGAAGGUACAUGUUGGAACAUUUGAUUUUGAUAAAAUCAGAACCUUCGAAAGUUUUUUAAACAGUCUUUGCAAAUUUUAUGGUGUUGAAAUGCAUAAAUGGAGAAAAAGCCCCAACCAUAGUGAUAAUGAGGAAGAGGAUGAAGAGGAUUACAUAGAAUGUAUGAGUCGCAUUGAAAACAAAAUGAACGCUGAGCCAAGUCACAAGUUUAUCGUGUUUCUAGACAAUUUGGAAAAAGCCUGUGGUAAGGCUAAGAAAGAUGGAACACCACAUGAUAAGGACAAGGACUAUCUGUGGGACAAAAUCUAUAAAGAGAUUAUCAGAGACCUUCUAAAGGUUAACAACUUCCUGGUGUUUAUAACCUCCACACAGACCACAAAGUUUGCUAAGUUAGGCACAAUUUCUUGUAAAAUUGACAUGGAGGAAAUGGACGAGAAAGAAGCAAAAUGCUUGCUACAGAAUGAAGUGUCAGGAACUAAAAUUGAUGACAAAUGUUUGUCUGCAAUUGUAAGGUUAUGUGAUGGAUUGCCACCUACUAUCAUACAAGCAGGUGCCAUGCUUCGUGAAGGUGAUUGUACCCCUGAUGAAAUUGUUGCCCUGUUGAAAGAAUUUGAUAGCAAGAUGUUUAUGCACAGUGAUGACUUACAUCCUAAAGAUGAUCGUUAUGAUGCACAGCUGAGGGAAUAUAUAAACCGCAUGUCAAGUGAAAACAGGAAAAAUCUCAGGUCUCUUGCUGAGAUGAUCAACAAAGAAGAGGGGAAAGUAGUUAGUAUUGCUGAAGCUGCCACAGGAUUAGAAUUUGAGGCAAACACGGCUGUAUUUAAGCUAAGAUUCCUCCUUCCGCUGCGGUUCAGAGGGAUGGUGGAGGUAGACAGAAAAACUGGACUUAUCAGCAUGAAUUCAUUUUUUCUCCAGUUUGUCCUGGAACAUAUCAAAGGAGAGAAAAAUGUUGAAGGAACACCCUCUGCACAUUCUUCUACAAAUGGCAUAGGAUUUAGCCCACCUACAUCAAGCCAUUUAGAUGAUGGUGAUGAUGAUGAUGAUGAUGAUGAUGAUGCUCAAAGUCCAACUGCGACCCAUUUGAUUGUUCCAAGCCAUAAUUCACAGGACAAGGCUAGUCGUCUAUUAGAGGAUACAGAUGUCACCGGUGAAGCUGCCACACAAGCGCCUUCUGUACGUGAUACAACUGUCAUUAGCCAUCAUACACAGGAUUCUUCUAGUCGUCUGCUAAGUGGAGAAAAAUCAGAACCACAUCUGUAUCACGAAGAAAACCCAGAACCAAAUACAGCGAAGAUGGAAGGUCAGUAUAUAGGAAAUAGAGACGAGAAACCUCGCUAUGAUAUUACACUGACCAACCAGGACUCGAUGGAGAGUGGGAACAGAUCAAUGAAAAAUAAUGACUUAUCUCCAGACCACACCAGGACGAGUCAGUGGAACAUAACAGGGUGUGACACAGUUAAAAAUAAAUCAACUCCGCCUGAUGUUAAAAGUGAAAAUAACAACGAUGUGAAAAUGUUAGAAAGUAAUGACAGUUAUCAGGAAGAUAUUGCUAUGGGAAAGAAACGAUCAAAUACCUUGGAGGAAAAUACCAGGAUAACGUGUAAAAAUCAGUCUGGUAAAGGUAUGCAUUCCUUAAUGUCAGUUGAAGAUAACAACUUACAGCCAUACAAAGUUAGCUCUCAUAGAAGUAUUCCAGGGAAGAAAAUGAACCAAGAAGCAAGUUUUGAAGACAACUCAUUGCAAGACCAUGACCCAGAACUACCUGAUUUUACGAAAACAGUCUCUCCGGUUGAUACUGCAAACAACAGUCUGCCUGAUGACAAAAGAUUUGUCAGUAUAAGCCAUUUUGAUGGUGUAGUUCUCCAAUCACCAAGGAGUACAUCCACAACUACGGAUAUGACAGAAGACGAUAAUUGUAGUGAGACAAACGAGAAAAUGGUGUACAGCAGCAGAACUGGCCAUUUGUCCCCGGACUGCCAGUCACUGGUCACAGAAGGCUCAAGAUAUGAGGUUGUCUCACAGUACAAUGCAAUGUCUUACCUAGGUAGUACAGACUUUCAUACCCAGGAUCCUUCAGUAGACCUAGGUAGAACAGACUUUCAUACCCAGGAUCCUUCAGUAGAAGAUCAAGAUGAUCCACUACACAGUUCUUUUGCCAGUGACAAACUGUUUGCAAGUGGACAAUUCAAGUCUUCAGCUUUUCGGGAGAUCAGUCAAGACAAAACACAAUACUCUGACCAGUGUCCACCUCAAGCUGUAAGACCGCGACAUAAGGGACAAGAUGGAGACAGUCCAGAAAGACAGUGUAAACCAUCAGCAAUCAGCCAAGGUGUUACACAGCCUGAUCCUACUACCACACACAACACGACAAGGUCAACGACAAGGUCAUCAGUUACACCUGGACAAGGAGAUGGGAUAUCACACAAUAUAAGUCAAAUACACCUGACCCAAACAGGUGUACAAGAACUUUCACCACAGGGUAGAGGUGUAGACACUGCCCCACUACAGGAUACAAGGACUGGUCCGUCAGUAGAGAGUGAUAGUCAGUCAACACCUUAUAGCCCCAUUGGUAGUGAAAUCUCUCUUCACAUUACUGGACAGGUUGAACCAGCUGAGUUACAGGAGAGAACGGGAAUUUUGGCUUCUGUUACACGCUUUUUCUCCGACACAUUUCAGAUGUUAAAAGAAAUGGAGAGCUAAUACUUGUUGUUUCUUUACCGAAUAUUUAUUUUAUCAUAUAUGUACUAUAUGAAGUGUAUGAAGGAGAUGGGAUAUGGUAGUGCUUUGUACAGAUUAACGCUUUCCCUUACGUAUGUAACAGGUCAUAAGAUUAUUCAUCUCUUAAUUGGCUACUAUGACAUAAACUGGUAUUUCAUGAAUAUUGUAAGACACAUAUGGAAUAUGGCUUUAGUGAUAUCAUCAAUAGAGCGUAACAAAGACAUCACAAUAACCUUCCGACAUAAUACAUUUGUCGCCAUAGAGAAAAACAUAGCAUAAUUUGAAAGUUUUCCUUUGUCAAACAGAAUCUUACACUCGUUAUGUAAAAUGAAAUUUAUUUAACUUGUUGAAAUAUUUUAUAUGACAUUUCCCUAGAGGCUUCUUGCAUAACAAAGUAUUGAACUUGCUGAAUAAAUCCCAUUUUACAUAGCUUCCUCUACAGUACAGGUGUAAUGAUGUGAUGUCCCCUACAGUACACAUGUAAUGAUGUGAUGUCCUCUACAGUACACGUGUAAUGAUGUGAUGUCCUCUACAGUACACGUGUAAUGAUGUGAGGUCCUCUACAGUACAUGUGUAAUGAUAUGAGGUCCUCUACAGUACACGUGUAAUGAUGUGAUGUCCUCUACAGUACACGUGUAAUGAUGUGAUGUCCUCUACAGUACACGUGUAAUGAUGUGAGGUCCUCUACAGUACACGUGUAAUGAUGUGAUGUCCUCUACAGUACACGUGUAAUGAUGUGAUGUCCUCUACAGUACACGUGUAAUGAUGUGAUGUCCUCUACAGUACACAUGUAAUGAUGUGAUGUCCUCUACAGUACACGUGUAAUGGUGUGAGGUCCUCUACAGUACACGUGUAAUGAUGUGAUGUCCUCUACAGUACACGUGUAAUGAUGUGAUGUCCUCUACAGUACACGUGUUAUGAUGUGAUGUCCUCUACAGUACACGUGUAAUGAUGUGAUGUCCCCUACAGUACACGUGUAAUGAUGAUAUAAUUGAAGUACAUGUCACUUCUAAACAAAGCAAUACAAAUAGUUCUAGUCACGUCACCUUGUUAUAUCACCUAUCUCUGGGAUAUAUAACUUUGAAGUUACAUAUAAUAUUUAGUUUUAAUUAACUUUGCAAUUUUUAAAAAAAUCCCGGAUAGGAACACAUUUAUUUCAGAAAUUAACUCCCCAAUGUUUUUAAUGAAUCUGCAUUUUGAUUUGUCUUUUUUUUUCAAAAGUUAUAUUGCCCUUUUAUCUUUUCAUUAUUUGAAUCUUUUUCAGGAGAACCCCUCCCACAUUUAAAAAAAAUCUCUUUUAGACCUGAUAAGAUUUAUAACAUACCUAUUAUAUAAAGUCAUGUUCCAUUUGAUUUGACAUGUUUCGCCAAACUUCAUUUAUAAUUAAUAAUUUCUAUUACUUGUUAUAUGGCAUUCGACAGAUAUACUAUUUUAUCAUUCCACCAUGUAAUCUUGUUCUUUUGACACUUCUAUAUUUUAUAAAUAUUGAUAAUGUCACUGUGGUAUCCGACUUUUUUAUGCUGUUUGGCCCCACUGUGUUAAUGAUGUCAUUUUAAUUUUUGGUUCAGGGUACCAUCAACAUACUUCACACAUGUGAUUUAGUUAAAUUACAAGAUGUGGAUUACUAUAUGUGGAUUACUAUAUGUGGAUUACUAUAUGUGCUUUGAUGUAUUAUAGCAUCAUAUUAAUACUCAGUAUCAAUUUUUGCUUGAAUUUUUAUGAUUUUGUUAAGAAGAUUUUGGCAUCAUGAAUUUACCCUGCUUUUUAUGUGUGAUUUAAACAAACUAUGAAGCAUUCUCUGUUUUAUUCAUAUCAAAUUGUGUGAAAUAUGAUUUUCUUUAGUUUAAUUUUCUACUGAAAUAUUCCACAACAGAAUAGCAUUUAAGAUUAAAAUUGUGUUGGUAUUUUAAAUUUCAUUGUGAACGAUACUUUUUACUGUGGUUUUUAUCCUGACUAUAUAUAUAUAUGAAAAAGGAAAAGUAGGUGUUAGGAACGACAACUCUAAGGUUAAAUACAUGAGAGGGCAAGUGAGCUUAUGCAGUGGUUCGGCGUCCGUCCGUCCGUCUGUCCGUCCGGCCCAGCGACUUGAUAUUGGGCCUGUAGCGUGCUGGGAUGAAAGGCUACAAAGUUUGUUAAAAUAAAUGACCUUGACCUUCAUUCAAGGUCACAUGGGUCAAAUAGGCUAUUAUCUUCAAACUACUUCUUCUAAAACACCAAGAGACUUAGGUACUUGAGGUUGGGCCAGUCUGUAGCAUGCUAGGGUGUAGGGCUACCAAGUUUGUUCAAAUGAAUGACAUUGACCUACAUUCAAGGUCACAGGGGUGAAAUAUUUUUAAAUCUUGCAAUAGCCAAGAGUCACCAACACCCGAUAUUAGGCCAAUAGUAUGCUGGAAUGAAGGACUAGAAAAUUUAUUGACAUGAAUAAACCUAAGCUUACUCUGAUAUUUGAAUAAAUUGGUUAUCAGCAUAGUAUCUGUAAAAAAUGACCUCAAUCAACUGCAAAUUUGCUGUAGAGCCAGGUGAGCGAUACAAGCCCAUUGGGCCUCUUGUUAGAUUGUGAGGUUUCUGGAUUAGAUCUGCAUUUGUAUGGCGGGUGGCCGACUUCUGUAGCUGGAUGAUUGGUUGUGUUAAAAUUUGGCAAUUAUAUAUAUUAUCGGGUGUCCUCAAUGACGACACUUACUCUUCCGGAACACAUGCUCUUCUUUUCCUGGUACUUUUUCAAAGAUUUCUAUAAAUAUCUAUGUUUGUUGGUAUUUUAGAUUUAUUAUAUCGGCAUUCUAUGUUGUUUUUAACAUUUGUAUUACUAUAUUAUGUGUAAUUACAAUUCUUUACACGUUUAAAAUCACUCAGUAAUCACUGUUUAUUUCAGCAUAGCAUUGUUGGACAUAUUUUUACAAAGUGCUUAAAUGACAUAUUCCAAACAUGGUGAACAAUCGUGUACCACAUUUGCCUGUCACAUUAACCACAGUAAAUCUAUUCCAUUACUGUGUUUACUAUACAUAAUAUUAUGUAUGUGUGUAACAUAAAGUACCAUGUAUUUAAGAAUUGAAGUGUUGUAUAUAAGAGAUAUGCUGUGUUGUAUAAAAGAGAUAUGCUAUGUUGUAUAUAAGAGAUAUGCUAUGUUGUAUAUAAGAGA
Messenger RNA from Pecten maximus, 6328 nucleotides. RefSeq lists its product as uncharacterized. The coding region runs from base 262 to 3174 and encodes 970 amino acids. The transcript has 8 exons. NCBI's taxonomy places the organism in Eukaryota, Metazoa, Mollusca, Bivalvia, Pectinida, Pectinidae. The record is from RefSeq and is a predicted model, not a curated record.